CUUUGACUGGAGACCGACGAGGAGAGAGGCGGACGGUAACAGCAUCCUUUGCUGUUAUUCAGCCAUCACACAUCUCAAUGAACUGCUCGCACAGAAGCCACUGAUCCGUGCCUCCUGCUUUUUGCAGGGCAGAGAUACUGAUCAGUGUCUAAAGACUGCAUCCCUUUUUUUUUUUUUCAUAUGAAAUUAUUUUUUCAUAGACUUUUUUUUAUUUCAAGGUCUCUGUAUCUCUUUCCACCAUGGUGCUAGGAAAGGUAAAGAGCUUCACAGUGAGCUACGACUGUCUCAAUGACAGCAAUGUUCCCGUCUUCUCCAGCGGGGACUGCGUCUCAGGGAGGGUGAUCAUCGAAGUCACCGGAGAAAUCCGCGUGAAAUCCCUCAAAAUCCACGCAAAAGGAUUUGCGAAAGUUCGUUGGACUGAAUCUAGAAACGCUGGAUCCAACACUGCCUACACGCAAAACUACACAGAAGAAGUGGAAUAUCUAAAUCACAAAGAUAUUUUGAUUGGGCACGAGAGAGACGAUGACAACUCUGAGGAAGGACUCACCACUAUCCAUUCAGGAAGACAUGAGUAUGCAUUCAGCCUCGAGCUUCCACAGACACCUCUGGCUACCUCUUUCGAAGGGAAGCAUGGCAGUGUGCGCUAUUGGGUAAAGGCAGAACUCCACAGGCCAUGGCUCCUGCCCAUGAAGACCAAGAAGGAAUUCACAGUCUUUGAGCACAUUGACAUCAACACUCCAUUAUUGCUGUCACCACAGGCCGGCACGAAAGACAAGACGCUUUGCUGUUGGUUCUGCACCUCAGGUCCUAUUUCCCUAAGUGCCAAAAUAGAAAGGAAGGGAUACACCCCAGGAGAGUCGAUCCAGAUCUUUGCCGAGAUUGAGAACUGCUCAUCCCGCAUGGUGGUGCCAAAGGCAGCCAUCUACCAGACCCAAACCUUCUAUGCCAAAGGGAAGAUGAAGGAGGUCAAGCAGCUGGUGGCCAACCUGCGGGGAGAGUCUCUGUCCUCGGGCAAAACGGAGACCUGGAGCGGCAAGAUGCUGAAGAUCCCACCUGUCUCACCUUCCAUCCUGGACUGCAGCAUUAUCAGAGUGGAGUACUCUCUUAUGGUUUACGUGGACAUACCCGGGGCAAUAAACCUGUCCCUGAACCUGCCCCUGGUCAUCGGGACAAUCCCUCUCCACCCCUUCGGCUCCCGUACCUCCAGUGUCAGCAGCCAGUGCAGCAUGAGCUGGCUGGGCAUGGGUCUGCCUGAGAGGCCUGAAGCUCCCCCAAGCUAUGCAGAGAUUGUGACAGAAGCGCAGAGGCAGAGUAGUCUGGAUGUCCCAGCAGCCCGCGAGGAGCUGGACGGACCUCUCUUCGCCUACAUUCACGAGUUCCGCUUCCAGCCUCCUCCUCUGUACUCUGAGAUCGAUCCUAAUCCAGAUCAUGCAAGACGCACAGAGGAGCACAGGCUCGACGCCUGUCCAUCACGCUGAAGGGUUUUCCUGAAAGUCCCCCGACCUACUUGGGGAUAUCUAAAGAAACCUGCUGGCAAGGCUCAGCUUUGUUUAUUUUUCUCCAACAACAAAGUUCACACAACGCUGUUGACAUCAAGAGAAAUACAAAGUAUCCAACCAACCAACAAAGACUUGGACAAUUACCUACAGUUGCGUUGGGUUGGACAAAUCUGUUCCUGCCUUCCCUCAGCGAGAGAAACAGGAGCCACUAGUUUGGGGCAUCGCUUCCUUCCUGUGUCAGCCUGCUGAGGGUGGGAGGCAUACAGAUGAACACAUAUUCAGUCUGUAUGAAUAACCCCGCUGGUAGCGAGAGCCCUGGUGAUAGUAUUGACAAUGAAGAAUCAGCAAGGCUCGGCCUGCCAGCUUCCCUUUAACUCUUGAUUCUUCUGUACUCGUGGCACAUACGGACAUGGCUCCUCACACAAAAGAGGACUGAUCAUGUCCCGUCUUCAGCAGAAUCACCGAAAGAAAACUCGACAAAAAGAGAAAAAUAAUGUUCUAACCACCACAGUCUGUAUGAAUGAGAGCAUUCGGCAGUCA
This is a messenger RNA of Anarrhichthys ocellatus (wolf-eel), 2039 nucleotides long. It is a transcript of the gene arrdc3a, whose product is annotated as arrestin domain containing 3a. The coding region runs from base 240 to 1478 and encodes 412 amino acids. Gene Ontology annotation, biological process: protein transport. Gene Ontology annotation, cellular component: cytoplasm. The transcript is spliced from 8 exons. The record is from RefSeq and is a predicted model, not a curated record. NCBI's taxonomy places the organism in Eukaryota, Metazoa, Chordata, Actinopteri, Perciformes, Anarhichadidae.